Molecule: messenger RNA, 3324 nt
Organism: Saprolegnia parasitica CBS 223.65
Lineage: Eukaryota; Oomycota; Saprolegniomycetes; Saprolegniales; Saprolegniaceae
Exons: 16
Coding region: 82-3324 (1080 amino acids)
Biological process (GO): protein dephosphorylation
Cellular component (GO): cytoplasm; protein phosphatase type 2A complex
Molecular function (GO): protein phosphatase regulator activity
Source: RefSeq, a predicted model, not a curated record
CUUGCAUCGCAAUUUCCUUGCAGAGGGGCCGGCGCUGAUCCCCAUCUUGGCCGAGGACGAUUGAAGAGGGACGGACGCAAGAUGGGCAUUCUCGACGGUAUCUGGGCCUCCAUGAGCGGUCCCGCGCGGCAAGCCACCGUCUCGUUCGCUUCCGUGGCCAAGAGCGACGACGAGCCUGACCUGUACGAAGAAGACGGCGACUUCAACUCGGCGUGGCGCUACUAUGACAGCGCGCUUGCGACAGCGGCAGAAGCAGAGCGGGCGCUGACCUCGACGCCGGUCCAGAGCUUUGUGCUAUGGAACGAUCGAACCGACGAAGCCAAUACGCUCUUCUUGACGAUGCACGUUGAGCCGCUGACCUUUGAGCACCACUCGCUCGGCCACCUCGUCAACGGCUGGAGCCUCCUGCAGCCAUGCGGCAAGAAGACGUGCGCCGGGAUGGACUGCGAGUCGUGCUACUCGAUUCUGCACCUCGAUGAAGUAUUCUUGAACUCGUACCCGCAAGCGACGCUCGGUCUUCGUCGCGACCACAACAAUCGCGCGUCGUACCUGGAACACGUUGCAUGGUGGGUGGGCGCAUCGCCAUCGAUCGAGCUCGUCGUUCCCCGCGCGCCGAUCCUCAAUGACAUGCGCUGCGUGCAUCACGUCGAUGCGUCCACGUCGACCUCGAUCGUCACGAUCACCCUCGUGCGCGCGUCGAGCACCCUCUGCGCUGCUGGGAUCACGCGCGGCUUUCGCCUUCUCUCGGUGGACGAGACGCUCAUCCAUAGCGUCCACGGCGUCGCGGCUGCCGUCACUGCGUCCAACACGCCGUUUGUCCGCUUGCACCUGCAUGCCCCGGGCGUCCCGUCGCCCAUGUCAAUUGAUGCACCAACGCUCAUGUGCGACACGUACCAAGUGACAUUCGCGCCGCUCCCGAGCCGGGGCAUUGAGCACCUCGGCGACGUCGGCCUUCGUUUCCGCAAGAUCAUGGACACGAUCUGCGUCGUCGACGUCUCGGGGUACGCUGCGUCCCGCCACGUACGCCGCGGCAGUCUUGUGCUGCGCAUCAACGGCACGCGGACGCCCUUUCUGAGCUUUGAUCGGCUCUCCGAGUUUACGGCGAGCAGCGCCUUCUUCCGACUGCCAUUGACGCUCGACCUUGUCGCGCUGCCGCAAGAAACGUACUUUAUCGACCGAGAGAAGGCGCUCAUCUCGGCGUCGCUGGCCGCGUACCAGAUGGCCAAGGUGGCCGAGCACGUACGCAUCCAUUUGCACACGCUGCAGCCGCAUGUGCUCUGCGCCCACGGCCUCGCCGACGCCUUUGACACGAGUGCCUUUGCGUCGCUCGGCCCCAACGCGCGCCGCGCGAUCCUUCCGUUCGUGGCACCCCGCAUGCUUUCGAACGUCCCGAUUCCCGCCGACAUGGUCCGGCUCCUUGGCGUGCUCAAGGCGCAUUUUGGGCGCACGGUUGCUCUGGGCAACGACGCCAUCGAAGUGUCGCUCUUGAUUGUAUACAGCUUGUGCUACGUAGAAGAAGUCUCGGUGCACCGCGAGGCGGUGCACGCGUUUCGUGAGCUGAUCAAGAUGGUGCCCAUGGCGUGCCUCCUCGAAUACGUCCUCCCGCUCGUCUCGACGCUCAAGAGCAACAGCAAGACGCUGCUGCGCGCGGCGUCGGUCUCGCUCUGGCUCGAGUUUCUCCGGCGCCUCCAAACCCAAGCGAUGCUCCUCGAUGCCGACGAAGACGAACGCAUGCCUGGCAUCUCGAUGGCCGAUAUGGACCACCUUCGGUGGCGCCACCAAGUGCUCGAGGCAGGCGUGGCCUUUGCCGAGCUCUCGUCCGACUUGGAACCAGCGGUCUCGUGCUCCGCGCGGCAGCACUUGACGUCGCUCGUCCAAGAGCUCAUUGUGCCCGAGCCCGCGGACAGCGUGCAUUGGUGCUGGCUCAUCCCGCUCGUCGAAGCGCUCUCCAAGGCACUCAUGCCCGACGGCCGGCUCGAUGCGCUCCACCUCACGUACCAGCUCGCACCAUGGACGUCGCCGGACCAUGCCCAUUGGCGCUGGCGCCUCGCGCUCGUCUUUGCGAGCCUCGCCAACGACGGCAACGACCUCAUUCGCAAGGUCGCAGCGCAAAAGUUUGUGUCGUUCGUCGAGUACCUCCAGAUCCAGGACUUGUCGGCGUUGUACGACGCGACGACGAUCACAAACGCGCCAUUGAGUCCGCAAAACUCGCUGCUUGAAAUGUCCGACAUUCGACACCAAAAGAAAGUCGACGACGACGACCGGCCGCGCGGCUUGUCGGCCAUCUCGUGGCUCGGGUCCGCGAGCAUCGACAGUGACGGCUCGGACUUGCGGCGGCGCUGCAUGAGCCUUGAUAGUUUGCACCAGAUCACGGCCGGCGACAGCACGCACCACGUGCUCUUUGCGCUCAUUGACGGCUACAUGAACCUCAUGCAUGAUGCACCGACCGAAAUCAAGAAGAUCGUGUGUCGCAACGUCGGCCGCGUCGCCGAGCUCUUUGGCCACGAAAUCCUCGUCAAGUUUCUCGUGCCGACGAUCCAAGACGUGAUUGCCAUGGACAUGGACGACUGCAAGUGCCACGGCAGCAGCCUCGUGUACGACUCGAUCCACCACAUUUUGACGCGGGAACUCUGUCGACUCUCGCCCCUGUUUGUCGACGACCCGGACGGGCUCGCUUGCGACGUGCUUCCGUUCCUUGUCGGCAUCCUCACCCACCCGACGCAGCACACACACAUCGUGGUCGAGAUCCUCGAAAACCUCGACUACUUGGGCUUUGCGCUCGGAAAAGCCACGUUUCUCGCAGAGCUGGGGCCUGUCCUCUGCAACGCGAUGGAAAACGCCGAGUGGAAGGUGCGCGUUGCGGUCGCGUACAACCUGGGGCCCCUCGCGCGCUGGCUCGGCGCGUCCGUCUUUAUGCAGCACUUUCAAAAACUCGUCGAGACUCUCUCGCAAGACCUCGUGUACCAAGUGCGCAACCUGGCGCUGCAGCCACUCCAGCUGCUCGUGGAGCAGGACGGGCCAUGGCGCACGUACGCCCUCGGCUUUGUCACGUCCGUGCUCGUGGCGCACGCCAACUACCAAAUGCGCGUCGGCGCGAUUUUGUGGUUUGCGGCCGUGCGGGAGCAUGUUGACGCGGACGACCAAGCCACGUACGUCGUACCGGCCAUCGAAGCGCUGGCGACGGACGCGGUCGCUAACGUUCGUGUUGUCUGCGCACGGGAGCUGCACACGCUGCCGCUGCCCGAGGAGGUCCGCAUGUCGCUCGUCGCUACCUUUUGCGCCGAUGCCGACAUGGACGUGCAGUUCUUUGCCAAGGACACGUAG